Molecule: messenger RNA, 2688 nt
Organism: Fukomys damarensis (Damara mole-rat)
Lineage: Eukaryota; Metazoa; Chordata; Mammalia; Rodentia; Bathyergidae
Gene: Psap
Product: prosaposin
Exons: 15
Coding region: 93-1721 (542 amino acids)
Biological process (GO): sphingolipid metabolic process
Cellular component (GO): lysosome
Source: RefSeq, a predicted model, not a curated record
UGCGCACUGCUUGGUGUCGGGUGGGGUCAAGUCUAUAUCCGCGCGUAAUCAGCUGACGCUCCGCAUUGCAGACUGCAGGGUCCAGCGGCGCCAUGUACGCGUUCUUUCUCCUGGGCAGCCUGCUGGGCUUGGCUCUUGCCAGCCCCGUCGCAGACCUGAGAAAAUGCUCUGGAGGCUCAGGGGUACUGUGCCAGGACCUCAAGACCGCGGCUGACUGCGGGGCGGUGCGGCACUGCCGGCAGACCGUGUGGAGCAAGCCCCGGGUGAAAUCCCUCCCGUGCGACAUCUGCAAACAGGUCAUCACUGUGGCGGGCAACAUGCUGAAGGACAAUGGCACUGAGGAGGAGAUCCUCUCUAACCUGGAGAAGGUCUGUGACUGGCUCCCAAACUCCAACCUGUCGGCUGCGUGCAAGGAGGCGGUGGACGCCUACCUGCCUGUCAUCCUGGACAUGAUUAAAGGGGAAGCGAGCAAUCCUGGUGAGGUGUGCGCCGCCCUCAGCCUCUGCGAGUCUCUUCAGAGGCACUUGGCGGAGCUGAACCACCAGAAGCAGCUCGAAGCCAACAGGAUCCCGGAGACUGACCUGUCUGAGGUGGUGGCGCCCUUCAUGGCCAACAUCCCUCUCCUCCUGUACCCUCAGGAUGGCCCCCGAAGCCAGCCCCAGCCCCAGCUGAAGGCCAGUGGAGAUGUCUGCCAGGACUGUGUACAGAUGGUGACCGACAUCCAGACUGCUGUGAGGACCAACUCCACCUUUGUGCAGGGCUUGGUGGAUCAUGCCAAGGAGGAGUGUGACCGUCUGGGGCCUGGCAUGGCCGACAUGUGCAAGAAUUAUGUCAGCCAGUAUUCUGAAAUCGCCUUCCAAGUUAUGAUGCAUAUGCUGGACCAGCCACCCAAGGAGAUCUGUGUGCUGGUUGGGUUCUGUGACGAGGUCAAGGAAGUGCCCAUGCAGACUCUGGUCCCCGCCAGAGUGGCCGCCGAGAACGUCCUCCCUGCCCUGGAGCUGGCGGAGCCCCUUGAGCGGGAGCUGAUCCGGGCCCACGACAGUGUUGUGUGCAAGGCGUGUGAGUACGUGGUGAAGAAGGUGGUCGAGAUGAUAGACAACAACAGUACUGAGGAAGAAAUCAUCCAUGCUCUGGACAGUGUGUGCUCAGUGUUGCCUGAGUCUGUGUCAGAGAUGUGCCAGGAGGUGGUGGACACAUAUGGCACCUCCAUCGUGUCGCUCCUUCUGCAGCAGUUGAGCCCUGAGCUGGUGUGCGGUGAGCUCCACCUCUGCAUGUCCAGCAAGGGCCACAUUGGCCAGCCUAAGCUGCCCAUGCUGCGCAGACCGCACGUGCCGGCUGCACGUGUGGCUCCACUGAAGGACGGUGGCUUCUGCGUGGUGUGUAAGAAGCUGGUCGGCUACCUGGAGCACAUUCUGGAGAAAAACAGCACCGAGCAGGAGAUUGUGGGCAUACUGGAGAAGGCCUGCGGCCUCCUGCCCGACCCCUACCUUGAGCAGUGUGACGAGUUUAUGAAAGCGUAUGAGCCCGUGCUGGUGGAAAUCCUCGUGGGGAUCAUAGACCCAGCCGAAGUGUGCCUGAAAAUUGGAGUCUGCACGUCUGCUCGGAAGCUUCUCUUGGGAACUGAGAAGUGUGUGUGGGGCCCCAGCUACUGGUGCCACAACAUGGAGACAGCAGCGCAGUGCAAUGCUGUGGAACAUUGUAAACGUCACGUGUGGAACUAAUGCACCCUUCCCCUGGAACUGUAGCACCUUUCCUCCUUGUGUGUCUCGGGUAAUGAGCACACAGUUCUGUGUGAUUUUGUUACAAGCUAGGUUUCUUCCCCAUUUCUCUCCCUCAUCGCAGCAUUGCUGUCCCAUGGUGGGUGCUGCAGCCGCUUUCAGUGUCCUUUGUGUGCUGGAGGGCUGAGGAUACACUGGCCCGCGGGCUCAGCUACCCUUGCAUGGCACCUGCUGGGGGAGGAAUUCUCAGUGCUGGCUGGGACCUUCUUCCAAGCCGAGAGGUAUCCGGCUCUGGGGUCACCUCCUACCCUACAGAGGGACUGUCCCCCCUUCCUGCUGCCAAACAAAGGUAGUUUCAUAUGAAAGAUUAGAAGCUCAGCAUAAAUUAGGCUUUGAAAGUAACGUAAUUCCCUCUGUACUAGCACAACAUUUGGGAGUAGCUAUUGGUGGUUCAGAGGACACUGGUGGACAGCAGGGUUGCUGCCCUGGGUCAACCUUUGAUUCUGGUCUCCUGUCUUUUCCUGUGGAUGCCUUGUUUGAGGUUCUAGGGGCAGGGUGGGUGGGGAGGGGCAAUUGCCUGACAUAACCCGCUGGCUCUGCAUUCAGGGCCCAUGGGCCUGGCUUUUGUGUGAGGCCUUUGCAUAGUGGUGAUUGCUGUCUGCUCAUAUGUCUGUUGCCGCUAGGGCCCUGCCUUGUGCUUGGCAGGCCCUGGUCCCCUUCCCUUUCAAAUCCACAUGGAUGACAAGCUCCUAAGCCUCUGCUUGGUAGAGGGUGACAAGCUGAGGCACCUGCAGGGUGGGUACUAGCCGGGUCUUGGCUGCUGCCUGUCUGGCCCCUGAAGCUUCUCUUCCAUUUCUGGUUGCCAAGAGACUGCAAACAAAGCCAGCGAGCCAGCCAUUAAGUGGACUUAGUGAUUUUCAUUUGUUUUGCACUAAAGUUUCUGUGAUUUAACAAUAAAGUUCUGUUAACC